AUGGAAGAUAAUUCCUACGAAAGCACAUGGGAAGUCCAUAGUGUACAGAAAGCAGGAGGUGGUGGUGCCAUUUUUCCCACCAACUCAUCAGAAAAUCCAGGACUUCAAAUCACCACAGUGAAGUUGGAUGGUUCCAACUACUUGAUUUGGGCACAGUCUGCCAAGAUGUUCAUUGGUGGCAAAGGCAAGAUUGGCUAUAUUACUGGUUCUGAGAAAGAGCCAGCUGAGUCAGAGAAGAUUUGGGAUUCAGUUCAACGCACUUAUUCUCAGAGGCAAAAUAAUGCACGAAUUUUCCAGCUGGGGCGAGAUAUCACCAGGAUUUCUCAGGGUGACUUGACCGUUUCAGGUUACAUCGCCAAGCUUCGUGCUAUUUGGGAGGAGAUGUCAUAUUAUGAUUCCUUCCACUCUUGGAAGGAUCCAGAUGAUGCAGUUUUAUAUGCAGGAAUUGUAGAGAAGAAUCGAGUGUUUCAGUUUCUUACCGGGUUGAACGACGAGUUUAAGUAUGCUCGUGAGAGCCGCCGGACUCAUCCAUUAGGUAUUGCUUCUGUUGAUCGUUCUGCUAUGGCAGUUCGGAUUCCCAACCUUUUAGGAACUUCACCAUCCCAGUCAGUUCAGAGCACUACCACCGGUCCUCUUCUGGGACGACAACGUGGACGGUGUGACUAUUUCGGAAAAAUUGGUCACAUCAAAUCUCGUUGUUAUGCUCUACAUGGACGUCCACCGCAACAGAAACAACAGCCUCAAUCCUCUGCACAUUCUGUUACACAACCAGUCUCGUUGUCAACUCCUGACAACCCUGCCUCUACAUCUUCUGCCACAGUUACCUUGACUCAAGCUGAUUUGGACAACGUAUCUACAUCUUCAACACCAUGGAUCAUUGAUUCUGGUGCUUCAGACAAUAUGACUGGUAUGUCCUCACUCUUCCAAUCUUAUAGUAUCUACUCUGGCCAACGCAAGGUCCGCCUUGCGGAUGGCUCUCCAUCUUCCAUUGCUGGGAAGGGUCACAUAUCAGUUACUCCUUCAUUAACUUUGUCAAAUACACUUCAUGUUCCAAAGUUGACUACAAAUCUUAUUUCUGAUCUGGUGUCGAAACGGACGAUUGGCAGUGGGCGUGAAGUGAACGGUUUAUACCUGUUGGAUGCUCCUUUGUCACUGCAAGCACAUUCAGCUUCAUUUUCUAAUAUUACUCAAUUUGGUCGUACCAUAAAAAAAUUCCGAUCUGACCAGGGUACAGAGUACACUUAUGGGGAGAAUGGUCGUUCUGAGAGAAAGAAUCGCCACAUCCUUGACUUAGCCAGAGUAAUCUGCAUUGGCAUAAAUGUUCUCCAGUCAUUUUGGAGAGACGCCGUUCUUACCGCUGUUUACAUAAUUAAUAGGACUCCUUCUAGGAUUCUUAACUUUGCAGCCCCACUCUCAAUCUUACAUCCCAAUUCAUCUCUAUUUUUGAUUCCUCCAUGA
This is a messenger RNA of Cornus florida, 1458 nucleotides long. RefSeq lists its product as uncharacterized. The transcript has 8 exons. The coding region runs from base 1 to 1458 and encodes 485 amino acids. NCBI's taxonomy places the organism in Eukaryota, Viridiplantae, Streptophyta, Magnoliopsida, Cornales, Cornaceae. The record is from RefSeq and is a predicted model, not a curated record.